This is a messenger RNA of Punica granatum (pomegranate), 3370 nucleotides long. The record is from RefSeq and is a predicted model, not a curated record. NCBI's taxonomy places the organism in Eukaryota, Viridiplantae, Streptophyta, Magnoliopsida, Myrtales, Lythraceae.
GUUGCAUAUAAUUCAGGCGUUAUGGUUUCACAUCAGUCAUUUGCAUUGGUAAUGCAGCUAAGCGCUCAGUUGUUAAUACUCUUAGGAUUUUGUGGGAGUGGAGGCUUGUCAAUAGCAUGCUUCGAACCAGAGAGAAUUGGGCUGAUGAAGCUCAAAGCCGCCUUCAAUCUCCCUAAUGGGUCGGCACUUCCUUCGUGGCGUGAUGAUCAAGGUGAUUGUUGCAGAUGGGAAGGUGUCAGCUGCCACAACAUCAGCAUGCGAGUGACUAAGCUCCUGCUCAAUCAUACACGAGAUUCUAGACUAGCCCCGUGGUCUCUUAAGGCCUCCUUUUUCCUCCCUUUCGAGGAACUUGAAGUACUUGACUUGGGCUUCAAUCAGCUAACUGCUUUUACGGAGACGUUGAGAUUGAAGAGACUGCAAGUGUUAGAUUUGCGUGCAAACGAACUAACAGAGGUCCCCUCCUUGCAUGAGUUGCCAUCCUUGAAUGCACUGUACUUACAAUUCAAUUAUCGCCCGAAGAACCUCUCCCGUCUUGAAGGACUGAAGCUGGAGGCGGUAGAUGUCUCGUUCAAUCAUUUGGCUGGAGAUAGUCUUUCAGCAAUUUGGAGCAUGACAUCCCUUAAAGCCUUGUCGAUAGCUGGCAAUCAAUUGGGAGACUCAAUAUUUCAAGGCUUGUGUCAGUUGAAAAGUCUUGAAGAGUUGGACGCUUCCUAUAACGAGUUUGUAAGCAGCAUUCCACCAUGCAUUCAGAACAUGACCUCACUCUAUGCACUCGAUCUUCAUCGUAACCAUUUUGGAGGGAACAUCCCUUCCUCCCUCUUCGCUAAUCUCAAGUCACUACAAUACAUCUCUCUUUCCGGGAAUGCUUUUGAAGGGUCGUUUUCUCUCGCUGCAUUAACCAACAACUCCAGGCUUGAAGUAUUUGAUCUCGCCAACAAUUACCAUCGGUUGAAUAUCACAACAGAGGAUCCUCUCUAUGCUCCUUCGGCUCAGUUGAAGAUCUUCUGUUUAUCUGACUGUGCACUCAACGAACCUCGUGGUGUCAUCCCUACCUUUCUACGAGACCAACAUGAGCUAAGACUUCUUGAUCUCAGCCAUAACAACAUGAGAGGAGCUUUUCCAUCUUGGUUAUUAGAGAACAACACAAAACUAGAGGCCUUAAAGCUUUCAAAUAAUGCCUUCUCCGGAAGUUUUAGUUUCAACUCCUCCACUGCAAGCAAUGUUGACAUCCAGUUGAUAGAUAUGUCGUCAAAUUUUAUAGAUGGAGAGUUUCCAGUUUCUAUCGGUUCCACCUUUCCGAAUUUAGCUUUCAUCAACAUGUCCAGAAAUCUUAUUCGUGGGGGAAUCCCUUCUUCUCUGGGUGACAUGAGGUUGUUGUCUUUGCUAGACUUGUCAAAUAAUGAUUUCAUCGGAGAGCUGCCAGAGUCUUUACUCUGCAAGUGUCAACGUCUCGAGGUUCUAAAGUUGUCGAAGAAUGAUUUGCGUGGUGAAGUACUUCCAAGAACGGCUAACUUGACAAAGUUACAUACUCUGUCUUUGGACAACAAUCAAUUCACAGGAGUGAUUUCUCCUGGGUUGCUUAACAGCCCCGGCUUACAUACUCUGGACGUAGGCAGCAACUUUCUGUCAGGAACCAUCCCUAAUUGGAUCGGAGACUUUGAAAGCUUGGAGAAUCUUCUGUUGACGAAUAAUUCCCUGGAAGGUCCUUUGCCGUUGAGAUUCUGCAAAUUAAAUCUAAAGUUCCUGUGCCUUGCUGCUAAUGAUUUUGGUCCCACGAUACCUUCAUGUGUAAAUGUUUCUGUGCUAUCACAUUUAAGCUUGGAGAGCAAUCAUCUUAGAGGACCUUUUCCACAGUUUCUACAUGACGCCUCAUCGAUAGUGACAUUGAAUCUCAGAAACAAUGGAUUGUCGGGAAAAAUUCCUCCGUGGAUUGGAUCAUUUUCAAAACUUCGGGCUCUUUUACUGAAGGGAAACAAUUUUGAAGGUCUGAUUCCUCACGAGUUGUGCCACAUAAAGAAUAUGAGCAUCAUGGAUCUAUCAAAUAAUAGUCUUUCAGGACCCAUUCCGUCUUGUUUGAAUAAGCUGGAUUUCGGAAACCUGAGAGUUCUCGGAACAUUUAGUACGCUUUCUUUUUCGACAGCAUCUCUCUCAAUGAUAUAUAAAUUCAAUUCGAAGGUUUCAUUCUUCGUUGAAGGUGCUGUCGAAAAUGCUUACACGGAUGAUAAGUUAGUAGAAGUGCAGUUCAUCUCCAAGAGCAGGUUAGAAUCUUACAGGGGAAAUAUCCUGGAAUACAUGUCUGGGCUAGAUCUCUCGUGCAACAAUUUGAGCGGUUCUAUCCCACUAGAAGUUGGGUACAUGAUCGAUCUUCUCAUAUUGAACCUUUCAAAUAAUCAUCUCAUGGGCCCGAUUCCGAGCACAUUCUCUGGAUUGAAGCAAAUAGAGAGUCUGGACCUUUCGUACAACAGGUUGACUGGAAAAAUACCACCGCAGUUGACAGAGCUCUCCUUCUUAUCGAUCUUCACUGUGGCUCACAAUAACCUAUCGGGGCAAACACCUGAAAGGAAAAACCAAUUCGCCACGUUUGAUGAAAAGAGCUACGAAGGUAACAUCUUCCUCUGCGGGCUGCCAUUAGAGAGUUGCAACAGUUCAGAGCAGUCUCCGCUGACAACAACAAUUCCAGAUCAAAAGGAAGACUACUCCUUCAGAGAAGCCUUCGCAUGGAGCUUUGCAGGAUCAUAUGUCGUAGCAUUCCUUGGAACUGUGGCGUUUCUCUUCAUUAGCUCCCACUACAGAACAAUCAUGUUUAACUUUUUCUAUAGGCAAAUCAACUGUUUUUAUUGAUAGGUUUUUAUCGAUAGGCAGAUCACACGUGAUGGAGAAGAGCUUUCCUGUAUGAUGGUUUAAUGUUCUAGGAAGUGGCUUUUCAUAUUACUAUGUGUUUUUCAGCUUCCCUCCUUCUGAUCAAUAAGUGCAUCACGAGACUCAUUCAGCUGCUUCUCUUCAUAUUCGGAACCAUUCACCCAGGCCUCCCUCAUCCUUUGGGCUAGCCGAUUGAGAAUGAGCAACAUCUGCACAAGAGAACUGGUGAGAGAGUCCAUUCUCAGUUUAUAAAGCACAAUUCAAUCUUUGCAAUCCUAUAGGUAAAUUAACCUUAGGAUUUUUUUAUUUCUCUUGCACCAACUGUUCAUUUGCACCAACUGUUCAUAGCAGGGUGCAAUAUAUUCUCCGCAAGUACAAUAACGCCCUGAUGUCGGUGGGGACCUUUUGACGAUUGAAAGUAUGGACAUGUUUUUCUUCUUGUUGUUGCUGCUGCUGCCGUUGUUGUUAGUGUAUGUACAACUCUUUGAAUGCCGAGAAAGUCCAUUCUUGG